Rubroshorea leprosula is the source of this 1294-nucleotide messenger RNA. The record is from the annotation of a GenBank genome assembly. NCBI's taxonomy places the organism in Eukaryota, Viridiplantae, Streptophyta, Magnoliopsida, Malvales, Dipterocarpaceae.
GUUUUAAUCAUAUGCAGAGGGAGUGAGAGAGAGAGAGAGAGAGAGAGAGAAACCGAAGAUAUUACACUGAGUUUGUAGAAUGGCGUCCAAGCUAUGUGACUCGUGCAAAUCGGCGACGGCAAGGCUCUUCUGCAGAGCUGACUCCGCGUUCCUCUGCGUCAGCUGUGACUCCGAGGUUCACGCUGCUAACAAGCUCGCGUUGCGGCACGCGCGGGUGUGGGUGUGCGAGGUGUGCGAGCAGGCGCCUGCUCACGUGACCUGCAAGGCCGAUGCAGCGGCGCUGUGCGUGACCUGCGACCGAGAUAUCCACUCGGCGAAUCCGCUCGCGCGUCGCCACGAGCGAGUGCCGGUGACUCCUUUCUAUGACUCGGUGAGUCCCGUUCCCGUGAAGCCUAACGGUGCUGUUAACUUCCUCGAUCACCGUCAUUUCAACGACGUUGACGGUGGGGCCGACGUGAGCCGAGAGGAAGCGGAGGCAGCAUCCUGGCUGCUGCCGAAUCCGAACCAGAAGGCUGUGGAGAGUCCGGAUGUGAAUACCGGUCAGUAUGUGUUCUCUGAGAUGGAUCCGUAUCUGGAUCUGGAUUACGGUACGGUGGAUCCAAAAAUAGAAGUGCAAGAACAGAACAGUUCUGGUACUGACGGAGUAGUUCCCGUUCAGGGCAAGAGCAUCCAACCUCCAAUGGUGAACGAUCACUGCUUCGAUUUGGACUUCUCCGGUCCCAAACACUUUGCCUAUGGCUACGCCGCUCAGUGCGUCAGCCACAGUGUAUCUUCAUCAUCUCUGGACGUCGGCGUGGUACCAGACCACAGCGGCAUGAUGGACGUAUCGAAUCCGUACGGUCGUGGACCGGAAUCGACUACGCAUAAGACGAUGCAGCUGUCGUCGGUGGACAGAGAAGCGAGGGUGCUGAGGUACAGAGAGAAAAGAAAGAACCGGAAGUUUGAGAAGACAAUUCGUUACGCUUCCCGUAAAGCCUAUGCCGAGAUGCGUCCACGCAUCAAAGGAAGGUUCGCAAAGCGCACCGACGUCGAAGUCGAAGCCGAAGCCGACCACGGCAGCACCUACGGUUUCGGCGUCGUUCCCUCGUUUUAAUUUUAUGUAAUAAUAUUAUGUUAAUAAAAACGCGUUUAUCAGUUGGAUUAGGGAGGUCGGUUCCCUUAACGAAGUGUUCGAUAUAAGUGUUAAAAAAGUUUUUUCUAAAUAUCAUUGGAUUUAACUCCAUUUAGAUUAGUUAAGUUAAAUGUGAUUUUUGUAGGAGAGUUGGUAAAAGUAAAAUAAAUUAAAGACACAUUA